CUAAAUUUAUUAUUUUCCCUUCACUUCACCCAUGUCAAGUACGAACGCUAAAUAUAUUUACAACUCAAUUCAGCUCCCCAAAAGAACUACAACCGUCGCUCGGCAACAGAUACGUACGUAAAACGUAUUGAAACGUGACUUCCCCGGUCGCGACGACGUCACUCCAACAUGGCGGCAUGCAUGGCACGGCGUUUUUAUUUACCUUGUUGUAUUACAGGAAUAACCUUGAUUCCACAUCAUGUUUUGUCAAGGAGCGUCGUAUUAAGACACAUUAACAACUCUUUUCUGCCGAGGGUAAGCUACGGAACCCGAGGGACAAACGCCACACAGGAUGACCAAGUGCACAUUCCAGUAGACCGUCUAAGAGUGUCUUACAGCAGAAGCAGUGGUCCCGGUGGUCAGCAUGUCAAUAAAGUCAGCACAAAAGCAGAAGUCCGUUUCCACGUGCAAACAGCUGACUGGAUCCCAGAGGAUGUACGACGAAAAAUCCUUGAAAAGAACAAAAACCGCAUCAAUAAAGCUGGGGAGCUGCUGGUGACGUCGGAGCUGAGCAGGAGUCAGCGAAGAAACCUUGAUGAUUGUGUGCAGAAGAUCUCUGCCAUCAUAGCUGAGGCCAGUGAGAAGCCCUAUGAACCCACAGCUGAAGACAUCGCUCUUAAAGAAGCCAGGUUACAGAAGAGGGACAGAGAGCGACUCAAACAGAAGAAGAUCUAUUCGGCUAUCAAGCAGAGCAGACGGGUGGACUUUGACUGACUAAGUGGUUCUACCUCACGAUUGUGUUGUCAAAUAACUUGUAAACCUAUGUGUUCUGUGUUAAUUACUUUGUAUUUAUUUUUCUGUAAAAUAAACGCAAAAAUGCUUGUUUCAUGACAAAUAGCAGCU
Mugil cephalus (flathead mullet) is the source of this 882-nucleotide messenger RNA. RefSeq names its product mitochondrial ribosomal protein L58 (gene mrpl58). Gene Ontology annotation, cellular component: mitochondrial large ribosomal subunit. Gene Ontology annotation, biological process: mitochondrial translational termination. The coding region runs from base 169 to 753 and encodes 194 amino acids. The record is from RefSeq and is a predicted model, not a curated record. Gene Ontology annotation, molecular function: translation release factor activity. The transcript is spliced from 6 exons. Lineage: Eukaryota; Metazoa; Chordata; Actinopteri; Mugiliformes; Mugilidae.